Acanthochromis polyacanthus (spiny chromis) is the source of this 2824-nucleotide messenger RNA. It is a transcript of the gene usp18, whose product is annotated as ubiquitin specific peptidase 18. Gene Ontology annotation, molecular function: cysteine-type deubiquitinase activity; cysteine-type endopeptidase activity. Lineage: Eukaryota; Metazoa; Chordata; Actinopteri; Pomacentridae. Gene Ontology annotation, biological process: protein deubiquitination. The coding region runs from base 260 to 1285 and encodes 341 amino acids. The record is from RefSeq and is a predicted model, not a curated record. The transcript is spliced from 11 exons. Gene Ontology annotation, cellular component: nucleus; cytosol.
UAAAAAAAAUCGGCAUUUAAACGUGACAAAAAAAACAGAAUCAGCCGCUCAGUGCGACUCUUGGCCAGCUGCUGCUAAGUUUCGAUUCCAACAAAGCGAACAGAAACGUGGAAAACGAAAGUAAAGCCGCAGCUGUGAGGGAGACGUUUCCUGCUCAGCUGAUUUUCUACAGCUCAGAAAACGCUUCAGCAGGCUGGUUCAGUGUGGAGGACUAGUCAGGUAGUUAAACUGAACUGUGAAGGAGAAGAAGCCUGCUCUGAUGUCUGCUAGGAUCUGUAGGAUAUUCUCCCUGUUGACUACCAGAGAUCUCUAUUUGGGAAUGAGAGGCCUCACCAACUACCACCUGUCCUGCUGUGUGAACACUUUGCUGCAGACCCUCUCUGCCACCUGGGAGAUACUAGACCUGCUGGAGAGGUGGGAAGCAGCUCGGAGAGACCGGAGACCGGAUAGUGGUAAUGUCCCCCAGGAGCUGAAGAGGGUUCUUUCAGCCAUGCGAGGAGACCUUCCUCAGCCGGCCCCACAUCGUGACUUCCUCCACUGUCUGGACAGAAACCGAAUCCCACUCGGUAUGCAGCACGACGCCGCCGAGGUCUUCCUCUCCAUUCUGAACUUGAUGCAGCAGCAGCUGGAUGACAACGUUCUGGCUCUUGAAAUCCAGAAUCUGUACAAGAUUUCGGUGGAGACGCACGUGCAGUGUUUGGACUGUGCCUCCGUCCAGACUCGAAGCAGCUACAUGCUCAGCCUGCCUCUGCACAUAAACGAAGAAACCAACUCUCUGGAGAGCUGCAUGACCUCCUUCUUUGAGCAUCAGGAGUUAAGAGGCAUAAAUCGCUGCUUUUGUGCACAAUGUGGAACGAAGACAACGUCCAAACAGGGUGUCAAACUCCUUUCCUUGCCUCGUAUCCUGUGUGUGCACCUGAAACGAUUCCGAAAUAUGCACGGUUCAACCCGAAAACUUGACUGCAGAGUUACUUUUCCGGAAACCUUUGACUUUGUGGAGAUUGUUCAAGAGGCGUUCUCCCCAAGCUUUGAGCAGAAUGAUGCAAAGUACACUUUGUACGCCGUGGUAGUACACUCUGGUUAUGCAGCAUUUGGACACUACACCGCCUACGUCCGUCACAGACUGAACAAGAGCUGGUACUAUGCAGACGACAGCCGCGUACAGCAGACCUCCUGGGAAGGCGUGAAAAACACUUAUGGAGGACGUUUCAGUGACACAGCAUACAUGUUGAUGUACAGAAGAGAUUCCAAAGAAGAAGGACGACAACCUGACUUUUCUGGCUGAGUGGACGGAUGUGAAUUAACCCUCCUGUUGUCUUCAUUAUGAUUUCCUUGUCUGAAAAAAACAAAAAAUUCAGCAAAAAAAUUCCCCAAAUGUCUGAAAAUUUGCAAAACCUUCAGGAAGAAAGAAGUUUCCCUUAAAAGUUUCAUUUUUAAAAAAAUUCCAAAUUUUGAAAGAAAAUUCUUGUGAAUAUUUUCAAAAAAAUGAGUAAAAAAAUCCUAAAAAUAUCUAAAGUGAUUACAGAUAUAUCAGUAAAACUUCUAGUAUUUUCUUUAAGAACAUUCACACAAAAAAAUCGCUGGAUUUUGGUUGAUUUUUUUGUGAAUGUUCUUAAGAAACAUUUUUCUUUUUCUUUUUUUUCCCACCAAAAAUGUUCAAAGAUUUCCCAAAAAUGUUGAAAAUGUGGAUGUCAGAAGUUUCACUGUUAAAUUAUAUUUUUUUUCCCCCAAUUUUGACCCACAGGACGACAUGAGGGUUAAUCAGGGAACACGGUGUAACAUAGGAAUGUGGAAACAUUUAUUUUCUUGGACUAUUUAUUGUAAAUCCUCCUGUUGUCUUCAUUUACGGGCAUCAAAAAAUAUAAUUUCCUUGUCUGAAAAAAACAAAAAAAAUUCAGCAAAAAAAUUCUCCAAAUGUCUGAAAAUUUGCAAAAAUCUUCAGGACGAAAGAAAUUUCCCUUAAAAGUUUUAUUUUAAAAAAAUCCCAAAUUUGGAAAGAAAAUUCUUGCAAAUAUUUCAAAAAAAAGAGCAAAAAUCUUCCAAAAAAUCCUAAAAAUAUAUAAAAUGAUGAUAGAUAUAUCAGUAAAACUUCUAAUAUUUUCUUUAAGAACAUUCACAAAAAAAUCAACCAAAAUCCAGCGAAUUUCACUGGAUAAUAAAAAAAAUAUAAUAAAACUGAUGUAUUUCUUUCGCAGUGGUGAUUUUUUUUAUGAAUGUUCUUGAGAAACAUUUUUCUUUUUCUUUUUUUCCACCAAAAAUGUUCAAAGAUUUCCAAAAAAUGUUGAAAAUGUGGACAUCAGAAUUUUCACUGUGAAAUUAUAUUUUUUUCCCCCAAUUUUGACCCACAGGACGACAUGGGAACACAAUGUAACAAAGGAAUGUGGAAACAUUUAUUUUCUUGAACUAUUUAUUGUAAAUUCUGAUUUUUUUUUUUUUUUUUUUUGGCGCACGGUGAAAGAUUUUGUUGUUGAUAUUUUUUCAUGGAGCUCAAACCAGCUGAGUAAUUUGUCCCGGGGACCAGUAGGUGGCGUUGAAGACUCAAACCAUGACGGUGUUUUCCACUCGGACCACACACGCUGCGAACCCACUGUGUGAUUCUGGGGGGUUGGUCUGAAGAGAACGCUUAGCUUCGAUAUUCGCAGUUUGGGGGAAAUACCUGCAGCAGGACUCAGCCUUCACUUUCCAGCCACUCAUGAAGAACAAUGAAGAGAUUUUUUUUUUCUCACGUGGGCUGACAAAAACAUCAAGUUUGAUCGUGUGAAUGAUAUUUUCCUACUGCUUGCAGGCCUUUUGUUUUUUACUAUUAAAAAAGUGAUGACUUUAA